Phycodurus eques (leafy seadragon) is the source of this 3038-nucleotide messenger RNA. RefSeq names its product DC-STAMP domain containing 1 (gene dcst1). The transcript is spliced from 17 exons. The record is from RefSeq and is a predicted model, not a curated record. Gene Ontology annotation, cellular component: membrane. NCBI's taxonomy places the organism in Eukaryota, Metazoa, Chordata, Actinopteri, Syngnathiformes, Syngnathidae. Bases 1 to 1860 code for a protein of 619 amino acids.
AUGACACGGGACGAGCAGCCUCGCAGCACUGUGGAGCAGCUGAUCAGGCGCUUCCUCCCACGUGGCAGCCAUCGCUUCCUCAUCAGCCAAUCAGAAGAGGUGCAGCUCGCGCACCUCAUCCUGCGAGGUGUGUUCGGAGCGCUGAGCGGCGCAGUCAUGUUCCUGGCCGUGGCGCCGGGGAUCCCGCUGAACUUUGACCUCAAGCUGGCCACAGGAUGCGCGUUUACCGGGGCGUGUGCGGUGGGCGGGGCCGUGUCGUCGGCCUUCAGGUGCGCCGUCCUGUUGAUGUUUCCCAGCAUGCUCGGCUCCCGCGGACGCGCCUUCCUCGUGCUGCUCGUCCUCUCGGCGCUCUACGCAGGUCAAAGUCCCGUGUCCAACAUCCGGCGGAACGUGGAGACGGCCGCCGCGUCGCUGUCUUGCAAUCUGGACCUUCAAGUCCGCAACGCCAAGUUGCUGUGGAGAGACGCGGUCACGCCCUUCCUCAAGGUGGCGCAGGAAGUCGUGGAGGGGGAAGCGGAAUUCGAGGAGGACGCGCGCGGCGCCAACGAGGCCUUCGCCGCCAUCCGAGACGAAGUGCUCGGUCGCCACGGAUACGGGCGGCUGCGAGACAACCGCGAGGGGCUCGACACCAACGAGACACGCACGCAGGAACGCUUCGCCUACGUGACGGAGAUGCAGUGCGACCGAGCGGUCGACCAGAGCGUCGGGCGGUGCGCCGAGUGGUUCGCCGACAAGUGGAAGGCGUGUCUGGAGGCGAUCCCGGUGCCCGUCAUCAACCACAUCCUGUGCGUGCCCAUGAAGUUCCACUUCCUGUGCGACAUCGUGCGAGUGAUGACGGGCUGGUGCAAGCGGCACAUUCCCGUGGAGAAAAACUUUGGUCAGCUGUUCGACCGUCUCAACGGUUCGGUCGACCUCCUCAGCAGAGAGUUCGCCGGCGAGCUCGUCGUCAAGGAGCGUCAGCGGCAGGCGGCGCUGGACGGCGAGCUCGCGGACGGCGACUUCACGCGCGGCAUCCAAACUUCUUUUCGCCAGCUGGAAGCUCGCACGCGGCAGCUGCUCGACAUCCUGCAGCUCCUCGUAUCCUUCGCCUUCAUGUCCUUGUUCAGCCAGUCUCUCGGUUACGUGCGACGAUUCCGAGGAGACAUUUACUUCGAUAACGUCUACAUCACAAAAUACUUCGGCAUCAUCGACCGGCGCAGGAGGUCACAGGGGAAACGUUCUUUGUUGCCCCUCACUCCGUCUGAGAGAGGAAAGUUUGUGGACCCCUGGAGCCCCAGAAUUCACCCUGAAGAAGUCAAACAAGUGGUUUCAAGUGUGUUUCAGGUGUUGUCAGCGCUCCUCCUGGCGGCCGUCCUGCUGACGGUGGACGUGUCGGUGUUUCGUGUUCUUGACGUGGUCAGCAAACACACACGCACCGUCUUCAACUUCACCAGCAGCCAGCAGGUCGCCAUCGAAGUGGAGGGAGACUCGAUGAUGGCCCGCCUCCUGCGGAGGACGCUUUCCGCCUUCAACGCGUCCUCGAGCGUCCGCAUCGUCUCCGACAACCGGCGGUGCGUGGCCACGCCCUCCGCGCUGGCCGGCUCGGCGUACGUCAGCGUGACCUGGUGCCUCCUGCUGGCGGCGCUCUUCAGCUGCCUUCAGGUUUACGCCAACCGCCUUCGCAGAGUCACCGCCGCCUUCUUCCAUCCGCGGAGGGAGAAAACCAGAAUCUUGUUCUUGUACAAUCUCAGCCUGCACAGAAGAAUGUUGCGCAGGCCCACGCGCACGGGACACGCACACACAAACGUGUUGGCGUGUUUGUCCGGACUGUGUCGGAGGCGACGGGCGGCGGCGGGGGAGGCCGAGCUUCAAAGUGUUUAGGGAGCGCUGACGGGAAUGUUCCGCCGUAUUAAACUGAUUUCAAAUGUCAAAGGUCAAAUGUCAUGCCCGCACACUGGCACUCCACGCUCGCCCGUGACGUCACGGAGCCCUUUUUGCUCUCGGCACACGUGGGGCACGCGGGUCGAAAGUGGUCAAAGUCCAACAAGCGAAAGUUAGUUUGUUGUGCUCUGACACCACUGAAAGAAAGAAAAUAGAAGGAAAAGGCCAAUCACGCGGCGGGGACGACCGAUCUCCGUCGGCUGAUGGAAAGCGCACGCGCGCCGCCGCGUCCUCACGGGAACCGCUUACGCCCUCCUUUUCUCUCGCGCUGCGGCCCGGGAGAGGUCGGGCCAUCCCGUCUGACUUUGGCCGCCGGGCGCGCUACACCCAGGACCGGUCGCCAUCCCGUGUCAAGAGACGAGCUCGCACUCGCGCUGCGACCAAUUAGAGGCGUGGCCGUUUACGAAAUUACGAGACGAGAGCGAGCAGACGGGUACGCGAGCUCCCUCCAGUGCUACGCUAAAGACGGGCUACCUAAGCACACGUUGGUUGUAUUUCACUUUCAAGUUUGUUUUUCAACAUUUAUUUGAUGUGCCUGACAAUUGAAUCAUUUAGGUCGCAUUUUUAUAUUUACGAUAUUGAAAAGCAGCGUGCCGGCACCGGUCAGCACAUCCGCCUCGCUGUUCUGGGGACCGGGGUUCGAAUCCCGGCCUCUGCACGUUCUCCCCGCGCCUGCGUGGCUUUUCUCCGGGCGCUCCGCUUUCCUCCCACGUCCCCAAAAUUGCCCGUCGGUGUGAAUGUGAGUGCGGAUGGUUGUUUGUUUCCAUGUGCCCUGCGAUUGGCCGGCGACCGGUUCAGGGUGUGCCCCGCCUCCCGCCCGAAGAUAGCUGGGUUAGGCUGCGGCAGCCCGCGGUACAGAAAAUGGCCGGAUGGAUGAAACGCAGUGUAAAUGAUCAGAGUGCAUCACUGUUGGUCAUUAUGGUCGAACUUGGUGAAAAACGUCGAGAACCUCCGAUUUAGCGUGUUAAAUGGGGCUAACGUGCGAGCACGGGACAACGUCCUAACCACACGCGGGAAGAUUUGAACCCUGAACCUCAACCCUGUGGGGCAGAUAAGCUAACCACUCGUCCCCAGUGUCAAGCGGAAUGAAAGUUUCGUUGUUUUUUUUGGUUUCCAUU